UUGAAUUUUCACCGGCAAGCUGGUUCAACUCCACUCUCUCUCUUAUACUGACAAGAGAGUGACUGACUCAGUCAAGGGGAGUAACACGCUUGUUCUUCUCCAUUCCCAUUCCCAAUUUUCCCUGCUCAACUCCUCAAAUCACUGAAAUUAAUCCAUCACUAACGAAAAAGGGUGGGAAAAUCAGAUAGGAUUAUGCACCUUCCAAGCGUGUUGUGUUUGUUCUUCCUCGCCGCCAUGUUUGCCGGAGCUGCUUCCCAGCCUCUCGAAAAUUACUGUCCAAACAGCACUAUUUACGCCCCAAACAGCACUUACCGGUCCAACCUCAACUCCCUCCUCUCUGCUCUGGCCUCCAACGCCACCCGUCCAAACGGAUUCCACAACUCCACCUUUGGCGGCGGAGUCUCCGCCGCCUACGGCCUGUUCAUGUGCCGCGGCGACGUCUCCGUCUCCGAAUGCCGCAGGUGCGUGCUCGACGCCGGCGAGCAGAUCCUGAAGGCGUGCCCCGUCCAAACGGACGCCGUCAUCUGGUACGACAAUUGUAUGUUGCGUUACUCCAACGCGUCAAUGUUCGGAAGGUCCGACGCGUCGAUCGGGCUGAUCAUGAGCAACACGCAGAACGAUUCGCAGCCGGCGAGGUUCAUGGAUUCGGUCGGGAACACGCUGAACGCGGUGGCUGUCGCGGCGGCGGCGGGAGACGGAUCCGGCCGGAAAUUCGCGACUCUGGAGGCGAAUUUCUCUGCGUUCGAGAAGAUCUACGCUCUGGGGCAGUGCACGCCGGAUCUAUCGGAAUUGGACUGCCGGAGCUGCCUGGCGAGCGGAAUCGGCCAGCUGCCGGGGUGUUGUUACUCGGCAAAGGGUGCCAGAACCAUCUACCCGAGCUGCAAUGUUAGGUAUGAGGUGUACCCUUUCUACGAUAAUAGUAAAGCUCUCGGAAAUUACUGUCCCGACAACACAAUUUACGCCCCAAACAGCACUUACCGAUCCAACCUCAACUCCCUCCUCUCUGCUCUCGCCUCCAACGCCACCCGCCCGAGCGGAUUCUACAACUCCACCGUCGGCGGCGGAGACUCCGCCGCCUACGGCCUGUUCAUGUGCCGCGGCGACGUCUCCUCAUCGGAGUGCCAGGCCUGCGUGAUCGACGCCGGCGAGCAGAUCCUGAAGGCGUGCCCCGUCCAAACGGACGCCGUCAUCUGGUACAACAAUUGUAUGUUGCGUUACUCCAACGCGUCGAUGUUCGGAAGGGCCGACACGUCCUUCAAGCUGAAUCUCACUCAUCAGAACUCUUUGCAGCCGAGGAGGUUCACAGUUUCCUUGGAAAGCACGCUGUACCGGAUGGCAGAUAUUGCGGCGGCGGGAGACGGAUCCGGAAGGAAAUUCGCGGUUCAGGAGGCUAAUAUCUCGGCGUUGGAGAAGAUCUACACUCUGGGCCAGUGCACGCCGGAUCUCUCGAAAUCGGAUUGCCUGAGCUGCCUGACUAAGGGAAUCAGCAUGUUAGGUACGGCGUGUUGUUACUCGUCAUUAGGUGAUAGAAGCGUCUUUCCGAGUUGCAUUGUUAGGUACGAGGUGUACCCUUUCUACGCCUCAACACCGCCGCCGCCUCCGUCCCUUAUACUAGUUCAAGGAGCCAAAGGAAAUUACUCUUCAAAUUCCACUAUGGUAGGAACCAACAGAAAUUCUUCUUCAAAGGUACCGAUUAUUGUUGCAACUACAGUUCCACUUAGUGGAAUUAUAUUCACAACCGCAGUCUUCUGUCUUGUGAGAAUGAGGCGACGUGUCGGAAAGACAAAUGGUAUACGUUUAAGAACAGACGUAAAUGGCAUUUCAAGUGAAUCUUCCCAAUAUGAUUUUGCUACUAUUCAAGCUAUUACUAAUGAUUUCUCUUAUAAAAUCGGACGAGGCGGAUACGGUUUUGUCUACAAGGGAAAACUUCCUAAUGGCCAAGACGUAGCUAUAAAAAGGCUUUCAAGAAGCUCGGGACAAGGUGUUCGAGAGUUCACAAAUGAGGUUGAAGUAGUUGCCAAGCUCCAACAUAGAAAUUUAGUUAGAUUGUUGGGGUAUUGCUCUGAAGUUGAAGAAAAGAUACUCGUCUAUGAAUUUGUGCCUAACAAAAGCCUUGAUUACUUUUUAUUUGGUCAAGAGAGUCAAUAUCUUUUGGAUUGGUCAACACGGUACAAGAUUAUGGAAGGAAUAGGACGUGGACUACUCUACCUUCACGAAGAUUCUCGUCUUAGAAUUAUACACCGUGAUCUCAAAGCAAGCAACAUAUUAUUGGAUGCAAAUAUGAGUCCAAAAAUAGCAGAUUUUGGCAUGGCAAGAAUUUUCGCAUUUGAUCAAACAAUUGAAAGUACUAACAGAAUUGUUGGAACAUAUGGUUACAUGUCCCCUGAGUACGCAAUGCAUGGAGAGUUUUCUGUGAAGUCAGACAUGUUCAGCUUCGGUGUUCUUAUCUUAGAGAUUAUUUCAGGAAGGAAAAAUAAUAGUUUCCGCCAAUCAAAUGGAGCACGAGACCUUCUGAGCUAUGUCUGGGAGCAAUGGUUAGAUGGAAGACCUCUAGAGAUCAUAGAUCCAAAUCUUAAAGGAUUAUAUAUAGUGGAAGAAGUCAUCCAAUGUAUACACAUUGGUUUGGUAUGUGUUCAAGAAAAUGCUGACCAAAGACUUACGAUACAAGAGAUUAUGUUGAUGUUCACUAGUUAUUCGAGUAACAAUUGGCCAGUACCUUGUGAACCUGCAUUUUAUCGAAGUGUGAAUGAGGACAUACAUAUAGAGCCAAUAGAGGCUUGCCAAUCUCUCACAUUCAAUGAAGUUUCAAUAUCUGAACUAUGUCCAAGAUAAUGACCAAUUUCCACUUGAUAAUAUUAUGGUGACGUGUGGGUGUACAUAACUACAUGUGUGUGUGUGUGUUUAUCUAUUAUUGGUGUUUAAUAAGGAAAAAUUUGUUAU
This is a messenger RNA of Cuscuta campestris, 2940 nucleotides long. Lineage: Eukaryota; Viridiplantae; Streptophyta; Magnoliopsida; Solanales; Convolvulaceae. The record is from the annotation of a GenBank genome assembly.